Molecule: messenger RNA, 1128 nt
Organism: Brienomyrus brachyistius
Lineage: Eukaryota; Metazoa; Chordata; Actinopteri; Osteoglossiformes; Mormyridae
Product: nicotinamide/nicotinic acid mononucleotide adenylyltransferase 1-like
Exons: 2
Coding region: 199-663 (154 amino acids)
Biological process (GO): NAD+ biosynthetic process
Molecular function (GO): nicotinate-nucleotide adenylyltransferase activity; nicotinamide-nucleotide adenylyltransferase activity
Source: RefSeq, a predicted model, not a curated record
GCUACGGUGAGCUCGCCCUAAGGGUGAAAGAAGGACCCCAACUUUCAGCUAUGAGUCUUUUCCUUUGACCGCUACACCCACUGUUGGCUGAACUAAUCUUUAACAUCUGCUCCCAGGCAUCAACAACAGGAACUGCUCUCCCAGGAACCGGACACUGAUGUGGUAGGCACUGCAAAACCUGGCAGGAAAAGAAAACGCAUGGAUGCCAGCAGUGCCACCAAGAGGAGGAAGCUCGAAGAGCCUGAUAUUGCACCUAAAAAAACAGGUGAGCCGCGCGUGAUGCUACUCUGCGGUGCUGAUGUGCUGGAAUCAUUCGGUGUGCCGGGGCUGUGGAAGCCUCAGCACAUCGAGGAGAUUGCCAGCACAUUUGGACUGGUGUGCAUCACCCGCGGCGGAUCGGAUGCGGAAGCCUUCAUACAGGGCUCCGACCUCCUCUUGCCACACCGCAGCAACAUCCACGUGGUGCAGGAGUGGGUGGCCAACGAUGUGUCGGCCACUCGCAUCCGCCACGGGCUGCGGUGUGGCCACAGUGUCCGCUACCUUCUGCCCGACCCGGUGCUCGGCUACAUUCAGGAGCGGCAGCUGUACAAUGCGGAGAGUGAGCAGAGGAACGAAGGGGUUGUGCUGGCUCCUCUCCAGAAAUGUGCAAGAACGCAGGAGUAAGCACAACCCCCCUCUGCCACUCUGCCCUCCUGUAGCCUCGUCAACUUGCCAUUUCCAUCUUCCCAUUGGUUUGGAAUCCCCUUAAUGCAUCACCAAGAGGAGGAAGCUUGAGGAGGCAGAGAUUGCACCCAAGGGGCCACCUCAAAAAACAGGUAUCAAUCAAAACUUCCCCUUGCACAGUCCCCUUGUUUCCUUCUAUCCAUCUUCAGCCCACUUAUCCUGGCCUGGGACUGGUAUCCCAUCCUGGAUAUGCUCCUCUUUGCACCCUCUGCUGCCUGAAAUAGGACCCCCCCCCCACCGAUACCAUGACUUUACGGUGGGGAUUAGUGGUUUGUAAAGAUGGAAUUUGGUGGACACCGGUGGUCAGAGAUGCUGUCAAGCUGAAGAAGGAGUCCUAUUGGGCCUUUCUGGCCUGUGGGACUCCGGAGGCAGCUGAUGAUUACCAGCGGGCCGAGCGGGACGCGG